AUGAAUUUACUAACAUUCUUUACUGCCAAUCUAUUAAAGAAGCACAUCUGUUUAAGUUCACAGUAUACAGUAGGUGAUAAUUCUAUCAUAAUUACCGAUGAAAAUGAUUUAUCUUCAACAGAUAUAUUAAAAGAUAUGGAGCAAAGAUCAAUUUAUAAAGUUAUUAUCAAAGUUAAUACGAUAAGUAAGUAUACAUCGUACGAGUUUAAUCGAAUGAUUCAUGAAAUAGUUUUUGAUUCAACAUCAAUCACAGAAAUAACCUCAGGCGUCUUUUACCAAUGUGUUUUUCUUGAAAAAGUUACACUUUCACCCUAUAUAACUAAAAUUGGAGGUGGUGCUUUCGCAUAUUCUUCGAUCAAUUCUAUAAAUCUCGAAAAUGUCAUUGAUAUGGAUAACCAAGCUUUCUUAGGUUGUUCUAAACUUACAUCUAUUAACAUCCGGAAUGCAAAAACAGUGUAUUUCCAAAAUUCUGGAUUAGAAUCAGUUGUUCUUUGA
Molecule: messenger RNA, 495 nt
Organism: Trichomonas vaginalis G3
Lineage: Eukaryota; Parabasalia; Trichomonadida; Trichomonadidae
Product: ribonuclease inhibitor domain-containing protein
Exons: 1
Coding region: 1-495 (164 amino acids)
Source: RefSeq, a predicted model, not a curated record